Molecule: messenger RNA, 661 nt
Organism: Pyrus x bretschneideri (Chinese white pear)
Lineage: Eukaryota; Viridiplantae; Streptophyta; Magnoliopsida; Rosales; Rosaceae
Product: 40S ribosomal protein S16-like
Exons: 1
Coding region: 16-453 (145 amino acids)
Biological process (GO): translation; maturation of SSU-rRNA from tricistronic rRNA transcript (SSU-rRNA, 5.8S rRNA, LSU-rRNA)
Cellular component (GO): ribosome; cytosolic small ribosomal subunit
Molecular function (GO): structural constituent of ribosome; RNA binding
Source: RefSeq, a predicted model, not a curated record
AUCCAAACCCUAGCAAUGGCGACUCCCGCAAUUGAGUCAGUGCAGUGCUUCGGUCGUAAGAAGACCGCUGUCGCCGUCACCUACUGCAAGCGCGGCCGCGGCCUCAUCAAGAUCAAUGGCUGCCCAAUCGAGCUCGUCGAGCCCGAGAUCCUCCGCUUCAAGGCCUACGAGCCCAUUCUCCUCCUCGGCCGACAGCGCUUCGCCGGAGUCGACAUGCGCAUCCGCGUCAAGGGCGGCGGUCACACCUCACAGAUCUACGCCAUCCGCCAGAGCAUCGCCAAGGCUCUUGUGGCUUUUUACCAGAAGUAUGUCGAUGAGCAGAGCAAGAAGGAGAUUAAGGACAUUCUUGUCCGGUAUGACAGAACCCUCCUUGUUGCCGACCCGAGGCGCUGCGAGCCUAAGAAGUUCGGUGGUCGCGGUGCUCGUGCUAGGUUCCAGAAGUCUUACCGUUGAUUUGGGCCAAAUGGAGGGCGAAAGUUGGACAGAUUUAGCUCCUUCGUUUCAGUUUCUGGUUUCAAGUUCAUGGAUUUUGUUUCAAGGAGUCGGAAGUUGAUGGGUAUUUUAUAUUUUAUCAGAAUUUUGAUCAUGAAGACUUUAUUGUUUUUUUAAGUAUUUUGGAUGUUGAAUCGUUACGAUAUUAAAUAUGACAUGCUUCAAUUAA